This is a messenger RNA of Papaver somniferum (opium poppy), 1017 nucleotides long. Its product is annotated as 3-oxo-5-alpha-steroid 4-dehydrogenase 1-like. NCBI's taxonomy places the organism in Eukaryota, Viridiplantae, Streptophyta, Magnoliopsida, Ranunculales, Papaveraceae. Bases 114 to 926 code for a protein of 270 amino acids. Gene Ontology annotation, molecular function: oxidoreductase activity, acting on the CH-CH group of donors. Gene Ontology annotation, biological process: lipid metabolic process. The transcript is spliced from 2 exons. The record is from RefSeq and is a predicted model, not a curated record.
UAUCACUGUAUGAAAAUUAUUAAGAGGUUUCUCCGAUUUCGUUUUAUUCAAAAUCGGUGCUUAGGCUCUCCGAUCUCCAAAAUCCAGUUUGCGAUAAAGAAGAUUACAGAAAGAUGGUGUUUGAUAAGUUACUGUUUCCAUUACCAUCUUCGGUAUUCAUGGCAUGUUCAAUCACCUUAGUUUCCUCGUUUAUUGCUGGAAUCUCUGAAUCAAAAGGGAAUAAUUUACCGUAUUCAAAAUUCGGGAAUACAAAUUCUGGCCAGAAAUCCAAAAAAGAGAGCGUUUUUCUUUCUGGUAGAAUUGGGAUGCUAAUUGUGUACACACCUGCUCUCUUAGCGAGUGCAAUUUCAUUCUGGGUUUACCCUAAUCAUGAUUUCAGAUUCUUGUUGGUGAAUUCUGCUCUUGCUCUUCAUUUCUUCAAGAGGGAUCUCGAGGUGUCGUUUGUACACAAGUACAGUGGAAAGAUGAUGCUUGACUCUGCAAUCAAGAUCUCUUUAAGUUAUUGCAUAUCAACUGUGAGCAUGAUUUACAAUCAACACCUAAUGCAAGGAAUCGUCGUGUAUUCAGUUGGAAUACACGACCCAAAAAUGGAUCUAAAACCAGUUGGAAUCGUCGUGUAUUCAGUGAGUAUCAUGGGGAAUUUCUACCACCAUUAUCUCCUUUCAAAACUAAGGGAGGAUCAUGAUAAAAAGUACAAAAUUCCGAAGGGUGGUCUCUUUGGACGCGUAAUUUGCCCACAUUAUAUGUUUGAAAUUCUAGUUUUUGUGGGGAUUUCCUUGAUGUCUCAGACAAUUUACCAAUUUUGUUUCACCGUUGGAACCAUAUGUUAUUUGACAGGAAGGAGUAUUGCUACUAGAAAAUGGUACCUUUCCAAGUUUCCAAACUUUCCUAAGCAUAUCAAGGCCCUUGUACCUUUUGUUUUUUAGAUUUUUUUUUUUUUGAAGCAUAUUUUGUUUUUUUAGAUGUAAACUUGUUUUGUGCUUACAAUUCUGAUGAAUCCAUGGACCUUUCGUGUAA